This is a messenger RNA of Knipowitschia caucasica, 1011 nucleotides long. NCBI's taxonomy places the organism in Eukaryota, Metazoa, Chordata, Actinopteri, Gobiiformes, Gobiidae. The record is from the annotation of a GenBank genome assembly.
AUGAAGGAAGAUGGGGCCUGUCUCUUCAGAGCUGUCGCUGACCAGGUGUACGGAGACCAGGACAUGCACGAAGUGGUCAGGAAACAUUGUAUGGAUUAUUUGAUGAAGAAUGCCGACUACUUUUCAAACUAUGUGACUGAAGAUUUUACCACCUACAUCAAUCGAAAACGCAAGAACAACUGCCACGGCAACCAUAUCGAGAUGCAGGCCAUGGCAGAAAUGUACAACCGUCCAGUGGAGGUUUACCAGUACGGCACAGAGCCCAUCAACACUUUUCACUCCAUUCACCAAAACCACGAUGAGCCCAUUCGCGUCAGCUAUCACCGGAAUAUUCACUACAACUCUGUGGUCAACCCCAACAAGGCCACCAUCGGAGUGGGGCUCGGGCUUCCCGCCUUCAAACCAGGUUACGCUGACCAGUCACUGAUGAAGUCCGCCAUAAAGACGUCAGAAGAGUCAUGGAUCGAACAGCAAAUGUUGGAGGAUAAAAAACGUGCUACCGACUGGGAGGCCACAAACGAGGCCAUCGAGGAGCAGGUGGCCCGAGAGUCCUACCUGCAGUGGCUCCAGGACCAGGAGAAGACCAGACAGCCUCGGAAAGCCAGCGCCACCUGCAGCUCAGCAACGGCAGCUGCUUCAAGUGGAUUGGACGACUGGAGUGCCAGGUCGCCCCGACAACGGGAAACCGACACCUCUCACUCCGAACUUACCACCGCUACGGCGACCUGCAACAAGCCUCCGUCCCCAGGGGGCGCAGCACUCAUCCUUAGCAAACCUCCAUCCCCCUGUGCUCCAGGACCCAGUAAUCCCAGUCGUCACCAUCUGGAAUACAGAGCGAUCAUGCAGGAGAUGUCUCCCACUGCUUUUGGUCUGACGGAUUGGGAGGAUGAUGAGAUCCUAGCUUCAGUCCUGGCCGUGUCUCAGCAGGAGUAUUUAGACAGCAUCAAACAGCGGCAGAGCAGCUCCAGCAGCGUGCACAGAGAGCGAGAGCCUUCCCCAGACAGCAGCUGA